CCAUUGUACCAGAAGAAGAAGAAGGCUUUUUUCCAGCUCAGCCGUUGGUCGCCAUUUUUGACACGUUUCAAACAGUUGCGAGCAGUGUGUCAGAAGUGCAAGGCAUUUAUUGCUAUUUUAGUACAUAGUCGGUUGUGAAGAUCGAUGUCUCGAUUUCAUAAUAACCGCGGCGGCAUGGGGAUGAAUCAUUUCCAGCCUCGCAGAGGUGGCGGCGUCGGUGGUCCGAUGCGUGGUGGUUUAAUGGGAAACCCCCAAUUCCGGAAUCACCCUUUCUACAACCAGAAUCGAAGGGGACCGAACAAUAACUUCAACAGGCCAUCCAACCAGGGACAGCAGUCGACUCAACAGAAGCCAGCGGUCAUCCCACCGCCGAGCCCCGGGCCUGCUCUCACCAUGAAAGGCCCGAUGGACAAGCAGCAGACACCCACCAAGCAGGAGUCGGAAAAGCCGACAACCUCCGCGGUAGAGCCGAAGAUUGAGCUCAAGCAAGAAGUCAAAUCGCCCCAGGCCAACAAGAACCAGCAACUGAAAUCACCACCUAGAAACAAUAACGGACAGCAGCAGAACCAAUCUCAGCAGACGAGUCCCAAGUCGGGCCCGCAGCAGAACCAGAAAGUUUCCCCUCAACAAAACCAGCAAAGUCACAGGCAGGGCCAGCCACAAAACCAGAACCAGAGGCAGGGCCAGCCACAAAACCAGAACCAGAGGCAGGGCCAGCAACAAAACCAGAACCAGAGGCAGGGCCAGCAACAAAACCAGAACCAGGGCCAGCAACAAAGCCCACAGAACCAGAGGCAGGGCCAGCAACAAAGCCCACAGAACCAGAGGCAGGGCCAGCAACAAAACCAACAGAACCAGAGGAUGGGUCAACAACAAAACCAACAGAACCAGAGGUUUGGCCAGCAACAAAACCAGAGAGGAGGAAUGCAGCAAAACCAACAGAACCAGAGGAUGGGCCCGAAGACGGGGCUUCAGAUGAAUAAGGACAGCAGUCAGGAACAAGGACAAGGAGAGCAGGAGGUAGCGGGCAGCAGUUCCAAUGAAAGGCAAACACAGCAGGAAUUCAAGGCGACAUUGUCCAUGUUGCUGAAGCCUGGUGAGAAAACAUAUACGCAGCGGUGCCGUCUGUUCAUCGGCAACCUUCCUAGUGAGAUAACAGAGGAGCAAUUCAGAAAGAUCUUCUCCAAGUAUGGUGAGCCAAGUGAGGUGUUCAUCAACAAAGCUAAAGGCUUUGGCUUCAUUCGACUGGAGUCUCGUGCCCUGGCUGAAAUAGCAAAAGCUGAGCUGGAUGACAUGCCAAUGAAAGGCAGAACCCUCCGUGUCCGAUUCGCCACGCACUCAGCAGCUCUUUCCGUCAAGAACCUGUCACCCUAUGUUUCUAACGAGCUGCUGGAGGAGGCCUUCUCACAGUUCGGGAUGGUGGAAAGGGCCAUCGUCAUUGUUGAUGACCGCGGGCGCUCCACUGGCAAGGGCAUUGUGGAGUUUGCUUCCAAGCCUGCUGCCAGGAAGGCCCUGGAUCGAUGCAACGAGGGUGUCUUUUUGCUCACCACUUCGCCAAGGCCCAUAGUUGUGGAGCCGCUUGAGCAGUUUGAUGAUGAAGAUGGACUUCCUGAGAAACUGGCACAGAAGAACCCCAGAUAUCAAGCAGAGCGUGAAGAGCCUCCUCGCUUUGCUCGCCCCGGCACUUUUGAGUUUGAGUACUCCAAGCGUUGGAAGUCUCUUGACGAGAUGGAGAAGCAGCAGAGGCAGCAGGUGGAGAAGAACAUGCGAGAGGCUCGUGAGAAGCUCGAGGGUGAAAUGGAAGAUGCCUACCAUGAGCACCAGGCCAACCUGCUCCGACAAGAUCUGCUCAGGCGACAGGAGGAAUUGCGCCGCAUGGAAGAGUUGCACAGUCAGGAGAUGCAGAAGAGGAAGGAAAUGCAGUUAAGACAAGAGGAAGAGCGUCGCAGAAGGGAGGAGGAGAUGCUUCGCAAGCGAGAAAUGGAAGAACAGAUGCGGCGUCAACGUGAGGAGAGCUACAGAAUGGGCAACUUCAUGGAUAGGGAGCGAGAGAUGAGAAUGAGUUCUUCUGGCACAAUGGGCAUGGGAGACAUGUCUUUUGGUGCCGUCAGCCAGAGCUUUUCAUUGAGUGCAAUGGGAGCAAUGGGAUUUGAAGGGCAGCAGUCAUCUCCAGGAUCCCUGAUGAGCAACGAAAUGCGCAACGAGCGCUUCGGUCAGGGUGCUUCCAGAGGAUUGGGUUCUGGUAACUCCAGUUACGGAAGGGUCCGCGAGGAAUUUGACGGUCCCGCUAAGAAAGCUCGUUUUUAAUCGCUCCCUCUUUUUCAGCAGCAUUUUGUAUAGAUUCUCCAAAACAAAUAAUCAUUUGUAUUUAAGUUCAGAAUGUUCCAGCCUUUUAUUCUGAGAGUUCAUUCAUUUUACGAUACUACUUUUUUUUUUUAUUUUUUAGUUUAGUGUUGUAUAGAAUUAUAGAAAGGUAGAAUAUUAUAGAAAGGUAAGAAAAGUAGGUGUAUUUGACCCCCCCUGUAUAAGCCUAACAUUCUCUAGAUGUACUGUGUUGUGAAUGGUCGUGAAGUGUUAAUUGUACCUUCUUUUUUUUUUUUUUUUUUCUUCCAUGCACUUGCCGUCAAUGCAUGUAUUACAAUAAAGACAAAUGGGUUCAAUAUGGCCAAACCUUUUUAAUAUUUAUUCAAAACAAUCAAGCUCCAGCAUUUGCUUUUCAACAAAUAAACGUGGAUAAGUGCAUGACAUCAGGUCUAAAGGAAUGUAUGUUGCAUGGACUUGAUCGUCAUUUUAAGACCCCCAUAUCCAAUCCAUUGCUAAUAGGCCACUAUUAACUGUUAGGGGAAUGAGCUACUUCCUUGUGGCAUCUUGAAACAGGGCACUUUUCAUGUAAACCUUUCAUACUUUUGAGGAAAAAGUCAUUCUUCCAGCUGGGCGUGGAAUGGUCACGUCACACAUUUCGUCCUUUUUAUGUGGCAAACUCAACACGGUCACUCUGAAAGGACCAGCAAAAAGCCACAACUUGUGUGUUCUGUAGGUGGUCGUAAUGAUUCAUACUGCUGCUGAUGGUUAUGACCUUUCAGCCCUUGGCACACUAAAAUGCUAACGGAGUCAUCCAGCCUGCUUGCCAGAUAAGGCGUUUGUGGCUAUAGCUAGUGAGCUCUCAGUCCCCUCUAUACUCUUUCAUAUAAGCAGCUAGCGACCCAUCUAGUGAAAAUAACUUGUCAUGGACGCACUUGUCACUCACACAUGCCCAGCUUUAUUAGCAGUAUGGAUUUUGAUUUGAUACAUUUUCAGGUUUGGAAAAAUAUUCAUGAUCAAGAUUACUAUUUUUUCUAAAAGAUAAAAUUCUGAAUAACACAAAAAAUACUUGGAUUGAUCUGUUUUUCUCAGGCAGCUAAGAUGUUUGUGUGACAGCGCACAGUAGCCCAAGCAUCCUAGAAAACAUUAGCUCUUAUCCUCCUCCAAGCCAUUCAGACAAUUUCAGACAUCAUUCUUUAAUUCUAAGAAAUCAUGACAAAAUUAUCAGAAAAAAUAUUGUUUAUUUCACAACAAAAGUAGACAUGCUUUACAUGUAACAUUUCAAUGUCCAAAUAUAGACACUUUUUUACAACAUAGCCGUGCUAGUGCAAAAUAAAAACAUGAACAGGCUUAAUUUAUGGUUUGGUAAGCUUCCUCACUCUAUAAACGUCAGAGUGAUAGGGAUAGUACACAUUGUUAGAACAACAAUUUCAAAUACUACUCAAGUGAAGUUGAAGGGUACCCUUGAUCUGAGCCAUGCACAUAGAAAAAGCUAAAUACAGACUUUGUGUUAAAUCUCCAACAACGGCUGUGCGUCCUAUGCAGGGGAAAAAGCAGAGUUGCUAUGUAUUUGUAUCUGGAUUUAAUCUUUUGUUUGAGCUACAUUACCUGGCUAUAAUUUCCUGGUAAUUAUAUGCUGACAUAAUGGCAUGCAGAUUCAGAAUAAUUAAAAGAAAAGAUGAAUUCCAUCACUUAGAUCUGUUUAACGAGGAAAAGGCUUCUUGAGACGUCAUCUGUACUUCUGUGAAGAAGAUCUGUUUACUUAAUCUGCACUGGUGGUGUCACUCAUUGUGUUCACACUUUCCACUUAGAACUAUCAUGUGAAGGACAUACAGUCAUUAUGUUCAACACUACCGCUUUUUUUUUGUCUUAUCUUAUAUCUUGCACAUUUAUUUUGACAAAACUCCAAUGCAGUGUUGGCACACACAAAACUGCUGUCUAGUUGCAAGCUCUUGUUGAGCAGGUCUACAUGCAUUGUAGAAUUCAUUUCUAUACCUAUCACUGCUUGGAUGUAGGAAGACAAGAAGUUCUCCAGAGGAAGGAGCAGUCCACACAUGUUUCUCAAUAAGAAACUUACACAUGACAAUGGAAGCAUUUUCUUCUGCUGCUGAAUGCUUGCUUUGUGCUACCAACAUAUUUCCCUUAGUUCCCAAUCAUGCUACCUUUUCAGUGACAUGAACUCAUGGGUAAGAACCACCUUUGUGCUGUCCAAUGACAGCUGAAUAGUUCCAGAAAACACUUUGCUUUUGUCCUCUUAAUUUGUUUCAAAGCUUAAGUGCCUAAUUUUAGAAUUGCUGGGUUGCACUUGACAUAAUGUCCGGUUUUAGUCGUCACAGGCUCAAGCAGAUGGGCUCAGUGAAAUCAACCAAAAUCCCGCUGCUGCUCUUGCGUGUGGAAAUCAGUUGUUAUAGAAUUCCUAAGAGUUCAUCAUGAAGGAGGGAAACGGUUUCAAGAAAGAAGCAAAUAAUGCAGAGAAAGGUGGCUCGCUCUUGUCGAGAGGAGCAGGGUAUGAACGCACUCCAGUUGGCAGGGACUUGGAACAAGCACAAUUUCUUAAAAAACAAACUUCAAAUAGUGUUGGAACAUGAAAAUGGGGAAUGCAGGAAGAAUGAUCUCAAACUAUAAACUCCAUUUCUAUGACCGCAACUGAGCACUGAAAAUGUCUGCAAAGACAUGAAUCACAAGAAAUGGAGGAAAAGCAUUUGCCUACUGUCUGCUAAAUCUAAACUUACCCAAAACAAUGACAUAAACGUGUGAAAACAAUGAUGGAUUAUAGAAGACAGGAGACUGUAUCCAGGCAAGUGCUUGACAAUACGCUUGGAUAAACGAAGAUCUCACGGCAUGCAUCCACGACAUACCCACGCAUGGCCUUAAUGCCCAAGUGGUGAACCCAACCAACCAGAUGUCUCCAUACUUCUGGAAUUGUAAUUGUUUCACUAUGGGCGUUGGACAUUCGGUGCAGUAGCUCCAUUGUAGAGCAUGAAUGGAAGCUUAGUGCCUAGCUUAUUGUAUGUGUGUGUGUGUGUGUGUGUGUGUGUAUGUGUGUGUGUGUGUGUGUGUGUGUGAGAGAGAGCGAGAGACAGAGAGAGAGACUCAGGCUGGAUGAGUAUAUUUUCACCAGGUUGUUUUACCACUGAAAUGUAAGGACCAGCUUUGCAACGUAAGGACCAUUUUACAAUGCCCACUGACUAAGUGCAGGUUCUGAGUGGGGGAAAAGACGAGAGGCACGUUUAUUCUUGCACCCAGCUCGUAUCAGUGGCCUGAAAUAAGAGCGCUGUCUAAUGGUGUAAACUUUAGUGUCAUAAAUAUCUUACCUAAAAGACUUUAUUACAUUUUUUUUAAAAACAAAGUUCAUAUUUUAAAUCAGCGGUCCCCAACCCCUGGGCCGCAGCCCGGUACCGGGCCACACAGAAAGAAAACAAUUUCCAUUAUUUUAUAUAUUUUUUGUUUUAUUUUGAAAAGUGGCCGGAUUCUCUCUGUUACAUCCAUCUCACUUGACGCAUGUCCAUUGUGCGUGUGCUAACACAGAUAGACUACUACUGUAUUCUUACCAUUGUUCUUUCACCUCAUAUGUGGUAUCAAUGUGUAUACUAUGUGGGAAUGCAUAAAGGUAAGUUUGAUGACUUAUUGAGUGCUAAUGUGCACAUUUGUAUCAAGUGAAUUCAUGCUAGCACACUGCCUUUUAGCACACACGUCAAACAGCCAUGUAAUCAUCUCUCUGGAAACACUUGAACUGGUGGAUGGUGGGUCACCAUUCAUUUUGUGCUUUUAAUUUGAUGUUAUUCAUGUCUUAGUUUUACACAAUACAUAAUAAAUAAGACAUUAUUUUACACAAUACAUAAUAAAUAAGAUACAUUAGAUUACUAUAAUGUUACCCCCCUUCCCCCCAGUCCGCGGGAGAUUAGUGGGAACAUAAGCCGGUCCGUGGGUCAAAAAAGGUUGGGGACCACUGUUUUAAAUCAUACUACACAUUGAAAUGACGAGUCUACCCUAAAUGUUCAUGGGAUUAGUGAGACCUGAGGCAGGUUUGUUCCAAGAGCCAAACAAUAUUGUUGGUCAUGCUGUAGAAUAAUGUACUUUCAGCAAUACUUUGGUUGCAUUAUUUGUAAUGCCUUUGAAAAGCCACUUUCAUCACCAUAUUUGAUUCCACAAAUUCAUGUUUUAACAAAAGCUUUAGAAAAAAAAUGGAUCACUACAGAAUCUGAUCGACAAGACAAAAAAAAAUUGGAUCGGAAGCCAAAAAAUGUGGAUCGGGACAUCCCUACUGGAAACCUUAACAAUACUUGGCGCAUCUCUGUGGCAACUAUUGAAUGUUUGUUCCCCCAAGUCAAACCCGCACGCGACCGCUGGCUACCUCUAUGUGGUGUUGCAACCCAGCAAUAUCUGCUUAUUUGUUAAACACCAAAGUAUAAAUGAUAGAUUUGAUGAAUUUGCAUACAUGACAAAUGUUCCACUGGGUGAAAUGGGUUUAUGCCUCAGCUGUCCCCUGAAAUGUUACUUUUACGUGUUUUUGACAUUCUUUCUUUAACAGGUUUGGCCGACUAUAAAGAUUUUGGACUGUGGAGGAAAUAGUUUGCAUAGUUGAUUGGUGGCGGCGUUGGUUUGUCAGAGCCUGCUUUUGUGCCUGUGGAGGCAGUGUAGCACCAAUGGAAGGUUGGUAGGUACGGUAACUUGCAUGACCAAUCCAUCUCCCCAAGUUCAGCAAACAUUUGGGACGACCUGCAUGCCCAUGUUGUUUCAGAAGAGCUCAAAGCUGCUUAGCAAAAGACCUGAUCAUGUUAACCUUUUGGAACAUGUAUCGCAACAAGUGAGUUUUGUCCACUGUGAUUAGCGUUGUGCCGUAAUUACUUCCAAUUCUGCAGUAGUUGAUAUUUACCAGCUAAACAAAAUUGCCAAAUAGCAAACUACUUGUUUUGAAGAUGAUGAAGUAGGACCACUAUCCAUGUAGUCCUUUGUGGACUGUGAAGUGAACAACCUGAGAAAUGUUAGGACUUAAUGACACACUUGGUCUUCAUCACAUACCAGUAGACAAUUAAAACCCUCUUCAACCCUGCUAAGUAGACCAGGCAACAGUCUCGGUCCACUGCUCUUUUAUCACUAAAAGGCCAUUUAUGUCUACAUGUAGAUACUGUAUGCACGCAACACAAGAGAUUGUGUGUGUGUGUGUGUGUGUGUUGCGACCUUCAUUCUCGCUAAGCAGCAUGAAAUGUACACUUCAUUACAACGUGCACACAGUGUCUUAAGCUAAAGUGACUUAAUUAAGCCUGAAAGUAAAAAGAACAGCAGUAUUAACUUGGGUUCUACCACAGCUACUAACACCCACUAUUUUAUUUUCUUCUUAAGCUUUGCACAUGAAGGAAAGCUUUGUCAUUGUAGUCAGGAGUGUAAAAGGACAUGAAACCACAACAAUCCAAAUAGAAAUGUGCACAAAUGGAGACAGGCAAACUGCUGUAGGUUAAUAAAAUCUUUUAUCAUGGCCUACUCUCUUUAUGGCCAAAAAUUACAAGUAAUGCACGGGCAAUGGCCCCUAUUUUUUUCCUUUCUUUAAUCCACAUGAAUCAGCCAGACCAAGCGCCAUUGAAUUAAACUGACUGGCAAAAGUCACAAUCCGUAAGCAAAGGCUACUUUGCUUAUGUGGACAUUCAGUCAGUUUGACAUGGACUUCAACGGGCUCCACUGUCGUUGGAUGAUCCAUGUUGCCCUCGUACAAUAAUCAUCUGUGCUGCGUUUACGUUGUAUUUGAUAGUUCUUCAAUUCAUGUUACUGUAUUUAAAACCUCUGAUGGGUCUUCCAGUGGUACCUGACCCAAGUGUGUGUUUAAAAAGCUGAAUGUCUGUGUGGUGUCCAAUUUGUUUUCUUUAACAGGUUUGUCCAUCUUUAAAGGUGCGAAGGAACGGUCCAAAGCAAGAACUUAAGUGUGUGGAUCAGUAGUUUUGUGUGUAGCACUUGCUGGAGUGGUUUGGAUGAUGAAAAGGUAUAAUGCCAUCUCAUUUUCUCACGUGAUGCUGUUGACGUUUGGGUUGAUAGGCGUGAAACAUUUGUUCCUUUUUGAACAAUACAUAGCGUAAUGUGUUGAUGGCGUGAAUCAUUUGUUCCUGUUUAAUGUUCUCUAGUAUGACCAUGAAUUUGAACAGUACAUGGCUUUAAAGCAACAUACAGUGGAACGCUGUUGAGUCUAAACUAUUUUCCAUGCGACUAGAAAAUGUAUUCCACAGUAAAACUGUAACAGAAGUGUAAAACAUCUCUCAACAUUUAGACUAUCUGAAGCCUGUUGCUUUGAUGAAUGGAGUAAUGGGUUAGGCCCUUGCCGGCCCAAAGACAAGUUGGUUAGUGGUUUGGUCUAUCUCCAUUUUCCACAGUCAAGGCUGAUGUGUGUAAAUAUCAAACACAAAGAUAACAAAGUCUGCUUUCAUGGAUGACUAAUUUCAGAGGCUGAAAUCAGAGAUUUACAUUUUUUCAAUCAAAGGAUGAAUGGAAUACCAAAAUAGUUGUCUAUUCAUUGGAUGAUGGAUUAAUCACUGAUGAAUUGUUGCAGUUCUAAUUAAGACAGUCCGCUUGCUUGAUGUAACCCUGUCAAGGUAAUUACGUCCUCAAGAAGCCAGAGACAAACUUAAUUCUUUGGUUGCUCUGAAGUCGUCUUAUGAACUCCCCCGAAAUAUUUAGCUUAAAUUCCAGAUUGUACCACCUCUGGGGCAUCGGGCUUUGGACAUUCCACUAUUGAGUACAUGACAAACCAGUUUUUUAAGAUGCGACAUGUGCCAUAUGUAGAAAUGUUUGUCAUCAGAUCUAACUGGACAGGCGUUGCAAUGACAUGAAUAGGAGCGCUGGCAGACAAAGGACACUGGCCAAUUUACAUUUUCCUUUUUUGCUGCUGAUGCCAUAAAGUGCAGUUGAUAAAGUAAUUUGCCCCCGUGAUGCGGUAUUGGCAGAAAUCAGUUCAAACUGACCAUAAUGCUCUGAAAUCAUCUCCAGCUGUUGUUUUAAGACGUUAUCGAUUGACAGGCAUGUGGGAAAAGUACUUUUACAAAUAAUAGUUGAGUAAAACGUUAAAGUUCUCAAAGCAAAAUCUUGGCAGAUGGGGCUGCUAAAUAAUCUUCCCCAUUAGUCCCCAAAGAAUAAGAAUUUGAUCUAUGUGGUUACUUUGAACUCAGUUAGCCACAUUAUUGGUGUGGAAUGGAAACCAAAGUGUUGGCUUGGCAUAUUGACAAUGACAACACUCGUCAUGAAUGAACAAGUACAUGCCCCCCCCCCCCCCAAGCUUGGCCGGUUGUGCUUCAGUGUGUAUGUGUGUUGUGUCUUUGGCAACGUGAGUCAGCCAGCCUGCUAGCUUGUCAGAGACAGGCUGCCCCAGUCCACAAGUCCCUGCAUUGGCUUACAUUGACCAUGAGUAGUUCUGCAGCAGUAAAGCCUGGACUUGUUUGCACUGCAGCCAGAGGUAUGCUUGCACGGAUCCAGUAAGGUAAGUGUUCAUCCAUGUUUAUCUUAUCCAGAUGCACACUUAACUCCUCUCUCUGUCCUCGCUCAUUCCACGUCGCCCCCUCCAGGUGACUCUCUGAAGGGCUUCUGGCGUCACACAUGUCAAGAAUGGCAUCACAGUGCAGAUCCUCUCAGCUCCUUGUGUGUGUUCAUGACCAAGCUGUGUAGACUCUGCAGUGUGUGUGUGUGUGUGUGUGUGUGUGUGUGUGUGUGUGUGUGUGUGUGUGUGGUUGUAGUACUUUGCCUCACGGUGACGAUGUAUGGGUGCCUGAGUCGCUGGUCAGCAUCUUUAACCAUAGGUGGUGACCUACAGUAUUACCUCCAGCAACAUUACUCUCUGCUUGCUUAUUGCUGCUAUUCCUUCACUUACUCUUUCAACACAAAUAGGCAGGUUGUUGUUUAAAUGACCACAAAAUGUUGUAGUGUUAACCGGAGUUGGGACGAAGAACCCACUGGAACCAUGUUGUUGAGCUCUAUUGCCACUGAGCAGAACCAUUUGUUCUGCUACAGAAUCCACAUGGGUCAAAAGUCAUUUACCUUUCUGUGGCACUUUGGGCCAUCUUUCCUUUGGUGUACCAUCUUCAAGAAUAGGAAGUUCUAAAGGGAAUGUGGACAACCAAACUGUCACACUGCUUAUGUAGAACUAGACUUACCAGGUGUUACCUUUGGAAGCCACAGCUUGGCGUUUAUGAAUACCCUUGAGCAAUUUACUGGUGCUCCUCGCUUUAUCACUUCAGCUGUUGAGUUGAGUUUUAGUGUAAGUCAAAAUUGUACUUAGGUCUCCACAGAGUACACACAUUAAAAAGAUCAAAUACAAGAAUGUUGUCCUGCCUUCUAAUGUUCCUGGCUUGUCUGGAAGGAGAACCACCUCUUCCUGCAGAUCUCCUUGUAACAGCACAUGGAAUCCAUGACACCUCUAGCAUUCAUUAGCAUUCAACAAUCUUUGUCCUUGAUGGUCAUGACACAAGAGCCCUUUUAUGCUGAUCAUUUCCACUUCCAUGCUGAGACCUAAUGAGGUCCAUAAAGUCAACUAUUAAAGCCCGGGUCGCAGCCGGUCAUACGGCUGGUCUAUGUGGGGAAAACCAAAACGUACGGAGGGCGCACAUGCUGAUUUUGAGGCUGCAGAGGUUGUCAUGUCACACAAACUCUAUGGGCACUUAUGUUGUACGCACUUUGUGCGUCAUCCAUGCGGCCAAGGUGUGUCUUGUGUAUGUUUUUGGGUAAAAUGUCAAUUUUUGUGGACUGUGUGUGUGUCAUGUGCCACACGUAUGUUCAGGUAUUUCUUACAUCCGCCAUGCGUGUCUAGAUCUGACUACUCCUCCAUGGCCACCACAACUACAGUAUGUUCUCCAGGAACCAAAAAUACCAAAAAUUGCACAGCCAAAAAAUUGUAGCUCUGGUUGUGACCUCGACUAAAAUGAUAUUUUGCACCAGCGCACACAGAGUUCAAGGCACAUACUGCUUUCUUGUUCUACGGGUAUUGUUCUAGCUAGUUCUCAAGCCAAUGGAGCUUUUAAUCAAUCCGUGGGGAUGUGUUAAUGCCGUAAAACGAGGACCACCUGUACAUAGUACUUGUUUUAAUGACUACCUCCUGUUAGCUGAAUCUUCUCCUGGACCCACAACAUGACGUGAUGGUUUUGGGUCUGGGUUCGUUGUAGUUGACUGUAGUCUGGUGUUUGUUCACAUCCUACGUGACACGCUUGCUCUGGCUGUGACUGAGGAAGAUAGCAAACAUGGAGAUGGUGUCUCGCACAGCAGGACAUGGGUGGUGUUGGAUCUGCAUCUGCUCAUUUGAAAUGGACUCAUGAUUUAUGGCAGGAGCAUUGGGGUGUUUUUGUUUUUUUGCCGACAAGACAUAGUUGUUCAUUGACAACUCUGAUUUUUCUUUAACAUUCAGCACUAGGGCUGGGCGAUUACUUGAAGCACGAUGUCAAAGACAACCAUAUUGUUCAUAUUGCUAUAGACUGGGUUUGCGCUUUAUUUCUCUGCACUGUGUGAGCUUCUGCCCCUCCCCCUCCUUGCAUGCAGGAGGAGGGGUGGUGCAGAAGGCGGGCGACUCAGUCUGACGAAAAUGGAGGACACGACAGAUGCGGUGGAAGAAUUGGUCAGCAGCAAAAAGGCAGUGGCUCAGAAAUUUGGAGGUACUUGGAAUUUAGGCCUUGGCAAUAAACCAUAAAUUUAUCAUUACCGAAAUUUACCACGAUAACCGGCGUCAUUUUGCCCAUGUCGGUAAAUUCCGUGUUUUAAUAAAAAAAGAAAAUAAAAGUUUAGACUGUGUGUGCUGGUUUGCUAUGUUCAUUCCCCUUUAAGACGACGUGCAGCUUGUCUAGUCACAUGACUCCACCCAUCCAGCCUGAACCAGGAGGGAAACGGCUGAUGGUUGAAAUGAAGGGGGGGGGCUGUACGGUGCCAGCAUUUCACUCGCGUAUGCGCCUCCAAGUAGACUGGGAGCACACGUGCGACUACAGUACGUUUUUCAACCCUUUCAUGAGCAUUUUGCUCAUGAAGUAAAUCCAUGAAAAGUCAAUCCAAGUAGAGCAACAUUGUGGCACAUCCGUAUAGAAAUGUACAAGUCUCCUCCAACUCACAUUGACAUGUCAGCCGUACGAGCUGCACUCGCUGAUGUAGCUAGCUAGCCAUGUUAUCACACUCACGCGCUAAAAACACUUGUUUUUUCUGUUUGCAUGCAUCAUAACGCCGCUCCGAAUGAAACUAAUACCACAAAUACUUAACGUGUAAUACACGGAUGUUUAAAGCCUUUAAAAAACAGAACGUGUCCAUCAUGGCCAAUUAUGUAAAACGGACAAUUAUAAAAAUAAAACCAUGUAAGCGUCUCUAUAGGGAACCAUAACCAUUCUGUUAGACGUGUAGCAGUGUGUGGUGUUGGGGUCAAAGUGCUGCACUGGUGCACAAUUACCUGUUUUCAUUUUGAAAGUAUUUAGCUUCCAUUUGUAGUUGGGCGUGGGCCCAAUGACUGAGGUGUUGUCCUGCUGCUCAGUGGUUGAAGCCUUUGAGGCUUUGAGGUGGUCCAUAUCAAUCUGCACUGUGAUCCAUUCCGCUUCCUUCGCCAGCCUUCAUUGGUCUGACUUUUUGUUGUUUUUUUGCCAUGUCCCAUGACAAUGCGAGUGUGAUGCCAGAACUACCCUCGUGGCCGCAAGUGGCCCUCUAAGACGCUAGGGAUGGAGCAACGUUAGGACCUUCCUCGUCCAAACAUGCUCGUCUGUUGACCAGGCAGCACAACUUGGAGCUUGUACCGGUGUCAUUGAUCAGGGAUGUGUUGACUGCAGCUCACACUCCAUAUGACACCUCACCCAGGUCACACUGCACCAUUUCACUCGUUUUGGAAUCCAAAUUGAUAACCUGCGCCAACAAUGUCUUUCUUCCUUUGUCGCUUUUUCAUAGGAAUGCUGACACACAUGAUGCUGCCUCACACACUCGCUUCAUUCCUCACCAGACGUUCGGCCUGUCACAGUAAUCAAUCAAUGAUAUAUUGACGUGUGCAGCAUGCAUGUUUGAUUUCCUCUCUCUACCAAUCAGGUCAUCGUGAGAAGGAACAUUUGUGUGCAGCGGGCCGCUCAAUUGUCUCGGAAUGUCCUCAGGAACACAACACAUGUGACGUUUUAUUUUCAUGUGUUUUGUCUUGAUUGAAAAGCUCUUGACAUUCCAGUUCCAAUGUCAAACGCUCUUGCUUUUGAUACAGUGCACCGGAUUACAUUCAGGGAAAAAUCAAGUUGACAAUAUGGUGUAUCGGCAGUGAUUUGUAGGACAAUUAUCAUCUAUGGUGACAGACAAGACAUUAAAGGAACCCUCCUGCGUCGGUCUACCAACUAACAGGAAGUGGUGUAGUGUGACAUGUACCACAGUAACAGUCGCUCUUUGGUAAUGCAUGCUCAUGUCAUAUCACACACACACAGUCACUAUGGGGCUCUCACUGAGUGUCUCUCGCCCACAGGAACCCCCUCUAGCUGAAGGAGGAUGACCAUCCUCACUGCUCCGUGACAGGAACGUAAGCACAGCAAAGUGAAGGUGAUGCCGGGGAGGUUCUCCGUGUUUGUUGCUGGGGAUGUGGAUGUUGAAGUGGAAGGCAGCGCUCGCCGUGAUGAUGCAACAGCAGCACAUGGAGGAUGAUGAGAUUGAAGCUCAAUAAAAAAAGAUUAACCUGA
Dunckerocampus dactyliophorus (ringed pipefish) is the source of this 13940-nucleotide messenger RNA. RefSeq names its product splicing factor proline/glutamine-rich (gene sfpq). Gene Ontology annotation, cellular component: nucleus. The record is from RefSeq and is a predicted model, not a curated record. The transcript has 12 exons. Gene Ontology annotation, biological process: regulation of DNA-templated transcription. NCBI's taxonomy places the organism in Eukaryota, Metazoa, Chordata, Actinopteri, Syngnathiformes, Syngnathidae. Gene Ontology annotation, molecular function: RNA binding. The coding region runs from base 145 to 2307 and encodes 720 amino acids.